Procambarus clarkii (red swamp crayfish) is the source of this 1927-nucleotide messenger RNA. The record is from RefSeq and is a predicted model, not a curated record. Lineage: Eukaryota; Metazoa; Arthropoda; Malacostraca; Decapoda; Cambaridae.
AUGGAAGAAAAAAGAGAGGAAGUAAAAAGAUCAAAAGAUGAAGAAAGAAGAGAGAAAAUUGAUAAAACAAAUGUGCAGAGGUUCGUGGUCCGCGGGUUGACGCCCGGGCAAGACUACGUGGUCUACAUCUCCGCCCACACCUCCUACGGCAACAGCCCCUUCCGCCUCGUCGAAGCUUUCACCUUCAAGACAGCUGAGAACCGUAUGCCAGGUAGUGAGUACUCGCCCCCGUCGCUCUCCACCAUCAUCAUGUUCGUGGGCGGGGUGGGCGGCAUCGUGGUCGUCGUCAUCAUCGUGGUCACCGUCCUCAGGCUUCGACUCCGCAAGUCCAGCCACAAGUGUGUGAGACUCACGGCCUCCAGCACCGUCCCUGAGAUCCCCAAAGACAUCCUGGGGGAGGAGCAGAAGAAGUCGCCCGAGGGGAAGGAAGGCUCGGCCAGCGGCAACCACUUCUCCAAGGGCUCCCAGCUAGCGGCGAAGGACGUGUCGCACACCAAGGAGAGCAUCCCGCUGCAGCCCAUCAUCCGACAAACCACACGACCGCUGCAGCCCAUCAUCAAAGAAAACGGUCGGUCGGACAACGGCGGGAAGAGCUCGCAGGGACGCACGGUGCUCUUCGUGGAGCCGCCGAAGCCGCAGAGCGGCAUUCUGGUGAAUAAAAAUGAAGUGCCGAGAACCGCAUACGACGCCAUGUACCAGGGCAGGAGAGGACCGCCAAAGGGCCCCAAUGGGGAUGUUGUGACGCAUAACCUAUACGUGCCCAGGGCCUCGUACUCCGAUACGCUGCACGGCUUGCACGUGGGUCGUGGGGUGGAUGGUAUGGGCGGGUAUCCAGACCCGCCCAUGAGUAGGGACAGAGAACCGCCCAUAUUAAGGGAUCGUGAACCGAGCAUAGUAAGGGAGCGAGAUCUGCCCCUGGGGAGGUAUCAUAGGUCGUCCCUGGAUGAUCGGGGAGACCCCGGGGAGUUGUUGGAUCCCCAGUUCCCCUCCGGCGCUUCCAGCACCCUGGGGAGGGAGCCCUACGGCUCCCCCCGCAGUGUCAUCAGGGGCGGGGGCCCUGCUCUCGUCGCCUCCACCCCCUACGCCCGCGAGCUCACCAGGGACCUGGGACGGGACUUGCCCAGGGAUCUUGGUCGAGACUUGUCUAGGGACCUGGCACGGGAACUUCCCAGGGAAAGGGACCUUCCUAGAGAAAGGGACCUUCCCAGGGAAAGGGACCUUCCUAGGGAAAGGGAUCUUCCUAGUGUAAGGGACCUUCCUAGUGUUAGGGACCUUACUAGGGAUAGGGACCUUCCUAGGGAUAGGGACCUUCCUAGGGAUAGGGACCUUCCCAGGGAUAGGGAUUUAUUUCCCAGAGAUCUGCCCAGAGAAAGAGAUCUAGCCAGAGAUCGGGACCUUCCCAGGGAAAGAGACCUUGUCAGGGACCUGGCCAGGGACAGAGACUCGACCCGGGAGCCCCCUGGCCACAUCUUCACCUUCCCUACCCGCACCGUCAGCCACGAGUACGACCCGCUCAUCCCUCGCUCGCCGCCACCGAUCUCCUGCAUGAAGAAGUCGCCGAGUGUAAGCGCUUCCGUGGGCCGCCACUACGACCCUCCCCCGCGCAGACCCGAAGGAAGCGGUUACCGCUCGCUGCCGCGGCCCAGCAAGCCCCGCGGGGCCGAGGCAGAGGCGCUGCUCAAAUACCGCUCGCUGGAUAGACGUUUCGACCUGCCUUUUAGCGGUUCCUUGGCCCGACCGGAACCAGAGAUGGGCGGGGAGACGCCGCCGCAACAUCGCCGCUACAGCGGGUCCCCGCGUUUGCGGUUCGGGGAUGAGAAACACUACCAUGUGUAUCACGACAAGGAGAAAAAGCAAGAAGGUUUGGAUGAUAUGGAUGAGAGUUUUGUAUAAAGUGUUUUACGAAAUAUAUGUUUUUAUUGGUGUA